This is a messenger RNA of Diuraphis noxia (Russian wheat aphid), 2216 nucleotides long. RefSeq names its product ATP-binding cassette sub-family G member 1-like. NCBI's taxonomy places the organism in Eukaryota, Metazoa, Arthropoda, Insecta, Hemiptera, Aphididae. Gene Ontology annotation, molecular function: ATP hydrolysis activity; ATP binding; ABC-type transporter activity. Gene Ontology annotation, biological process: transmembrane transport. The record is from RefSeq and is a predicted model, not a curated record. Gene Ontology annotation, cellular component: plasma membrane.
UUCACGACGUGUUGUUGCGAAACAGUAAAAUUGUGCUUAGUUAUUAACAUUUUGUAUUUUCUAGCCCACCGCCACCGCCGUUUGGUUUGGGUCGUCUUGUGUUUGAGCUGCUGCAUCCAAUGGUGUAUUUGCUAGAUAGCGUUGGUUAAAUCGAUUGUUUACUGGGAAAUGGAAGGCAUUGAUGUGGAGUUUGCAGAUGUGACCCUAACGGUCAAUGUAUGGGAUCCUCUGGUGACGAAGACRUUAAGRCCAGAAAAGAAAACUGUUUUGAACAAUGUCAGUGGCUCGUUCCAUAGAAAUCAAGUUGGGGYCAUACUUGGAUGUYCUGGAUCUGGAAAGUCAACUCUUAUGAAUAUUUUAUCUGGUUACAUAUCAAGUGGUUACCAAGGAUCUGUGACUUUAAAUGGAGCACGACGAGAUUUGCUAACAUUUAGGAAUGUCUCAAGCUACAUCAUGCAAGAGGAUAAUUUGCAACUAUACUUGACUGUUCAAGAAUCUAUGGAGAUUGCCAUGAAGCUUAAACAUUCAAUCUCUAAAUUGGAUGUUCAAAAAAGAAUCUCAAUAGACAGUUUACUUCAUAAUUUACUUUUAUAUGAUAAACGAGACUCAUUGGUUUAUAAUUUAUCCGGUGGCGAGUGUAGAAGACUGACCAUUGCUUUAGAAUUGGUUCGCAGCCCAAAAGUGAUGUUUUUUGAUGAACCAACAACAGGUCUGGAUAUAGUUUCUGCAAAUAAUGUUGUUAAGAUCAUGAGAAAAUUGGCCGACUCUGGGAAAACUAUAAUAUGCACUAUACAUCAAGCUUCGGCUUCUCAUUUGACAAAUUUUGACACGGUUUAUGUUCUUACACCUUCAGGGCAAUGCAUGUAUAAUGGCAAGUCAUCAUAUAUAAUUGAUUAUUUCUCAGAUCUUGGAUUUCAAUGUCCUGCGUAUCACAACCCUGCUGAUUAUGUAAUUGAACUGAGUUUGGGUGAAUAUGGAAUACCCGUUAAUACAAUGAUUGAGUUAGCUACUGAACAAAACAAGAAUGAUAGGCAUAUAAUUGACCCAAGUUCUAACUCUKUACCUGUAAUUUAUAGUCGAGAAUAUUCUACAAAAUGUUUUCCUGAGCUUUGCAUACUUAUGCACAGAACUUUGCUAACUACUUUUAGAGAUCAUUUUCUAGUUAAAGUAAGAAUUUUUGUCCACUUCUUGCUGGGGAUCAUGUUUGGAAUUGUUUACAUWGGACUUGGGAAGAGCGCUAUGCACGUUCGUGACAAUGCAGUGUUACUAUUUUUCUGUGUAAUGUUUAUGACUUAUGUAGCAGCUUUUACAAUGUCUAUAAAAUUUCCAUUAGAGUUUUCAGUGAUGCGGAAAGAAUAUUUUAACAGAUGGUAUUCAUUAAGUUCUUAUUACAUUUCUGUCACACUUGUAGAUCUACCAGUACAAAUUUUUUGUACCUUUUUGUUUUGUUCAUUGAUAUACUUGUUAUCUGGUCAACCUAUUAUAGUCUUUAGAAUUUCAAUGUUUCUAUUGAUAUUUAUUGUAACUGGACUUAUGUCACAAGCAAUUGGAAUGCUUGUCAGUACUCUCUGUAAAGGUUUUGUUAUUAAUACUGUUAUUGUUGCAUUGAUAUUAAUGUUUUGGACGACUUAUGCAGGUGGCAUGAUAAGAAUAUCAGAUACUCCUAAAAUAUAUAGAUGGUUAUAUGAUAUAUCAUUUAUGAAACAUUCUGUGCAAGGUGUACUUCAUUCAGUUUAUGGUUAUGAUCGUUCUGUAUUGCCUUGUCCAGUUAUGUUUUGUCCAUUUGGUUCUCCAAAAGUUAUGCUAAAAACAAUUGAUAUGGGUGAGAAUUUGUACUGGAUAAAUAUUAGCUUUAUCGCUAGUAUUUAUAUUGUAUUGAAAGUAUGUGCUUUUAUCGCCUUAAAGUAUAAGCURUCUUCUACUUGAACCAAAUACCAAUCAAAACAUUAAUGCAAUUUGAGAUACUAAAAAUUGAAGGUGAUUCAAUAUUAGUAUUCAUUUUUAUUUAACUUCUUUUAUUAUUUAGUAUUACUUUCAAUUGAAAAACAAUUACACAUAAAUUAUAUUUUUUUCAUGUAAUAACUAAUAAUCAAUUUACUUUAGAAUAAACAGGAACCUAAAUUUCUACAAAAUUAAAUACUUGUACGACCAUGAAUAAUUGUAAUGUUAAAAUAGGUGACUCAUAUAUUAUUUGAGAUAUAAUUGUAAUAAUAUGU